Molecule: messenger RNA, 3571 nt
Organism: Lolium perenne
Lineage: Eukaryota; Viridiplantae; Streptophyta; Magnoliopsida; Poales; Poaceae
Source: RefSeq, a predicted model, not a curated record
UUCCUCAGUAACCUGACUCCAACUCCUCACGGAAAAGAAGCCCGACCACCGCAUUCCCCGUCCCGGCCGGCGGCUACCGCAUCCCCCGAAACCGGCGGCGGGUCUCCUACCUCCCCGGCGAAGCCAGCUCCAGCUCCUGUGAGGCAAGGAGAGGAGGGACCCAGUCGGCCGACCGAAACCCUAGCCCUAGCCCCAGCGGCAUCGGUAUGUGACAUCGCCGACGCGGCCGUCGCCGUCGCGCCGUCCCAAGCUACCUCACUUCUCGUCCCCGACGUGCGGCCUCCCCGACAGCGGGGAACAUGGAGCGAGGAGAUACGCCCAAUUCAGGACCGGCAGUUGCGGCGUCAGUGAUGGCGGCGGCAGCCAUGGGAGAGUCCCAGUGUGAGGCGACGCGGCAGAAGAGGAUGAAGAAGAAGCCAAAGCCGGAUGGUGCGGGGUUCGGGGUGGCUCCGUCGCAAUCUCCCCUGCCGGCUGCCACAUUCCUCCAAACCCAUACCCAAUCCCCCGCUCCCGGAACCCCAAUCCUGGAGGAGGCGGUGGCUGUGAGGAAGAGGAAGGUGCGUAAUGAUCAGAAGGCGGCAGCGGAGGGGGACAAACAUGGGAAGGAGCCCAUGCUGGCAGCAACAACGACGAUGAAGAAGAAGAAGAAGCAUAGGGAGCGCAGGUCAUCUCCUUCACUGUCCGCUGCUGCCGCUGCCAAAGAACCAAUUUUGCAGCAGGGGCCGGAGGUGAACACCGAACAGAAGCGGAAUAAUGAAGAGGGGCCAUCCACCGCCCAAUUGCUUCAAGACCCAGCUCAAUCCCCAGCUCUCGGAGCCCAGAUCCUGGAAGAGGCGACGACCGAGGCUGCAAUGAGGAAGUGGAAAAUGCGUGAUGAGAAGAGGGUGGCGGUACUGCCUUUUGCUCAAAACCAGGAGCAGACGGAGGAGCGUGUGCUGGCGGUGACGACAAAGAAGAAGAAGCGCAAGCGCAGGGAGAGCAAGUCAUCGCCUUCACUGACCGCUGCUGCCACUGUCGAAGCCCCAAUCUUGCAGCAGGAGGCCAAGGUGACCAAGAAACGAUUGCCACUUGAUCCCACGCAGGCUCAAUCACAAGGAACAAAGGCCCCCCGUGCCUCCAAGCCUCUAUCCGCUGCCACAUUCCUUGAAGCUCCAACUCAACCCCUAGCUUCCAGAACCCCAAUGUUGGAGGAGGCGGCUGUGGCUGUGAUGAGUGAGAGGAAGAUUUGUAAGGAGCAGAAGGUGGUGGCACUGCCUCUUUCCCAAAACACUACAUUGGAGGAGCCCGUGCUGGCGAUGACGAUGAUGAAGAAGAAGAAACACAAGGAGCGCAAGUCAUCUCCUUCACUCACUGUUGCCACUAUUGCCGAAGCCCCAAUCUUGCAGCAGGAGGCAAAGGUGACCAAGAAACGAUUGCCACAUGAUCCCAUGCAUGCUCAAUCACAAGGAACAAAGGCUUCCCAUGCCGCCAAGCCUCUAUCCGCUGCCACAUUCCUUGAAGCUCCAACUCAACCCCCAGCUUCCAGAACCCCAAUGUUGGAGGAGGCGGCCGUGGCAGUGAUGAGUGAGAGUAAGAUUUGUAAGGACCAGAAGGUGGUGGCACUGCCUCUUUCUGAAAACACUACCUUGGAGGAGCCUGUGCUGGCGGCGACGAUGAUGAAGAAGAAGAAACACAAGGGGCGCAAGUCAUCUCCUUCACUCACUGAUGCCGCCGCUGCCGAAGCCCCAAUCUUGCAGCAGGAGGCAGAGGUGACCAAGAAACCGAAGCGGAGGAAGGAGGAGGGGCCAUCUACCUAUUCGCCAUUGCAACUUCACCCCGGGUUGACUCAGUCAGAAGGAACAAAGGUUUCCCAUGCCUUAAAGCCUCUACCCGCUGCCACAUUCUUUAAAGACCCAGCUCAAUACACAGCUCCCAGGGCCCCAAUGCUGGAAAAGGCGGCGGCGGUGAUGAGCAAGAGGAAGAUUUGUAAGGAGCAGAGGGUGGCAGCAGUGUGUCUUGCCCAAAAUACUACCUUGGAGGAGCAGAGGGACGACACCAUGGCGGUAAAGGAGAAAAAGGAGUCCAAUCACAUGAAGCACACACUGUCAUCUAUUUCUGCAUCAGCUGCAUCUGAAACCACCAUUUGGGAGCAGAAAGUGAAGGUGACCAAGAAACAGAAGCAGAGGAAGCAGCAGGAGCCAUCUGGCAAGUCACCAUUGUCACUUCACCCUGGCCAGACUCACUCAGCCCAAUCACAAGGGGGCAAAGCUCCACCGGAACAAGAGGGAGAAGCUGAUGCCCGAAAGGGUAGUAGUAUUAAGAAAAGCAAUGGAAAAAUGCCCUGCGUCCGUGUCCUCAGCAAUCGUAAGCUUAUCAAGGAGGCAAGCAAGAGGCAGCCGGCGCUGCCCGAAGGCUUUGUGCCGUUCAGCGAUUUUGUUUCCAAUUGCACGGAGCAGAACCCUGAUGAAUCAUUGCCUUACCGUGCAUUUUUUGACCAGUUCCGCUAUAACCCUGUCCGUGGAGAUCACAAACCCCCAACCUCCAAGGCUUCCAAGACUAACAAUUCUGUAGUUUGCAAGUCAAAGAAGAAAGAUUCAGGUCCAGGCUCACAGGAGAAACUACAUCCACAAGUAAAGGAAAACCCUAAGAAAAUGGGGACCACAAAGCAAAGGCAACCUCCACCGUUACUUACCCCUGCUGAGAAGUGCUCAGACAUAUACAGGCGCGUUCCCCUGGAUCAGCUGGUACCACCGCCACGCUCUCCGCAUAAUCUUUUGCAGGAGAAGUAUGCUUCUGAUCCAUGGAAGGUUAUUGUCAUCUGCAUGCUGCUCAACUUAACACAGGGUAAACAGGUCAAAAAUAUUAUUGAGGGGUUCUUCGAAUGCUAUCCUGAUGCUCACUCUGCAAUUAACGCUGACCCUGAGAAGAUGGCGGGGUAUCUUGAAUGUCUAGGGUUGCAGCAUGUAAAAACAACUAGAAUCCAGAAAUUCUCCAAGGAGUAUGUUGAAAAAGAAUGGACCUAUAUUACUGAGCUUUCUGGUGUCGGCAAGUAUGCAGCUGAUGCUUACGCAAUAUUUUGUGCUGGUAGAGCAAUAGAGGUGGCGCCUAAAGACCACAAGUUAGUUGAUUAUUGGAAGUACGUCUGCUUUAAGCUGCCCCUGAUGCAGAAAGCGCAAAACGCGCAGGAAGCUGGAGUUCAGGAGCAGGAAUUAGCCGUGAUGAGCUAAAACAGGAAAUUGGGCUGUAGGACACAGCAAGUGCUGCUGAUGUUGUGCUUUGCCUCCUGAAUAGUAUUAUUAAAAACGUGAUGCUGCUGUCUAUGAGGGCAAACCAUUUUUUUUAUGCGAUGACUUUGGCUGUGGAUCAUCAUCUUAAUUGUUUGGGCCUUGUACAGGAUGUUGCAAGUUGAAGGCAAAGAAGUUUCUGUCAGUAUUUGAAGUUUAUCUUUAUCUUUAAAUACGUCUUCUUUGUUUGUAGAUAGAUUUACUAUCCUCUGGAAAUAAAGUUUUUUUUCUCCCUGGUCCAGUUGACACUGACGGAACAUGUUCCUAGUGUGUUGAAUAAAUUGAGAAGAUUUUGGUGUUUUUCUUAA